AUGAGCACUUCUUCCGCUGCAUACGCCAAGCUAGAGCUCUUAACGCAGAAAGAAAGCCUGUUUGCCGACGUGAAGCGGAAGAACGACGCCAACGAAGCGAAACAGCCUGAAGGAAAACGGGUCCAGGCAAUCACGCUGAGCGAGGAGCAAAAUCAGGUGAUUGAACUUGCAAGGCAGGGCCACAACUUGUUUUAUACUGGUUCUGCAGGUACCGGUAAGUCUCUUUUGCUUAGGUCAUUGAUCAAGUCACUGAAAAAACAACAUCCGCUGGGAAGCGUUGGUGUCACGGCCUCCACAGGGCUCGCUGCUUGUAAUAUAGGAGGCCAGACACUGCAUUCUUUUACUGGCAUUGGAUUAGGUGAUGCGCCUGCCGAUAAACUAGUAAAGAAAAUUAAGCGGAACUCUAAAAUGAAGGACAGAUGGAGAGAUCUGGAAGUGUUGAUCAUAGAUGAGGUUUCUAUGAUUGAUGCAGCUUUAUUUGAUAAGCUGGAUAUGAUUGCUCGCGAAAUGAGAAAACGGCGAGAUGUUCCAUUUGGAGGACUUCAGUUGGUUAUUUGUGGAGACUUUUAUCAACUACCCCCAGUGACUAAGAAUGGCGAACCGGUUUUUGCAUUUGAGUCACAAGCGUGGAAACAAGCCAUCAAGUACACAAUCGUCCUCAAGAAAGUUUUCAGGCAACAAUCGGAUCGCGACUUUAUCAACAUGUUGAACGAGGUGCGUAAUGGAAAUGUCUCCGAAGCCACUGCAAGAAAGUUUAAGGCUCUUUCACGUCCUUUGGCUUCCAAAGAAGGUGUGAUUCCUGCGAAAUUGUUUCCCACGCGACGGGAGGUUGAUAGAGCCAAUAGCACGAUGUUGAAACAGCUUCCGGGUGCGGAAGUUGUCUUCAGGGCUUUUGAUGGAGGGUCACUAACCGAUGAAGAUCAGCGGCAGCGACUGUUGUCAAGUUUUCUCGCUCCUGAACGAAUUGCCCUGAAGAAGGACGCUCAAGUGAUGCUGAUCAAAAAUAUGGACGAAACUCUAGUUAACGGCUCCUUAGGCAAGAUUGUGGACUUUAUCGACCCCGAUACUUAUUCCCAUUAUCGAUCAAUCAAGAGUGAUAAGAUCGACAUCAAGACAUUAGAGGAAAAGGCUGCCAACUCGUUGAAUAAGGGCCCUUCAAAGCGAGACGAAAAACAUCUGAUUGAGGAUUCUACCGUUUUAGAAAGCCAGCUGGAUGAGAAUGUUUUUUCGUUUUUGAAAGAGCUCAAGGAAGAACAGCCCGAGGACCUUCCUGAGUCUGCGCAGAAGAACAUAGAGCGCAAGAUAGAGUUAUUGAACCAGCUUUACAGCAGCUCUAAAAACAGACGAAUGCCUCUGGUUCGUUUCAUUCAGGCCGAUGGAACUACUCGUGAGGUGCUGAUUGAGCCGGAAACGUUUAGUCUCGAGGAUGAGUUUGAAAGGCCAAUCGUGUCCCGUACCCAAAUCCCGCUAAUUCUCGCCUGGUCAUUAAGUAUACACAAGUCGCAGGGACAAACUCUUCCCUUGGUCCAAAUUGACUUGCGGAAUAUUUUCGAGCGCGGCCAGGCCUACGUUGCACUCUCGAGAGCUACACACAGGAGAGGAUUACAGGUGAGGAAUUUUAAUCCUUCAAGGAUUCUCACACACGAGAAAGUGGUUGCCUUUUACAAUAGUCUGAUGACCGUGGACGAAAUCAAGGACCGCGAGGAGAGCAAGCGCAAGACUAAAGGUUUUGUUUCGGGUACGCAGCUAAACCGAUUGGAGAAUUUGGCUGAAAAUGUUGCGGAUGCGGGCGAUUUUGUGAAUGAGAAGGAUAAUGUAAUAGAUGAGUUCGACUCCGUAUGGAGCGGACAGUAA
Molecule: messenger RNA, 1854 nt
Organism: Ogataea polymorpha
Lineage: Eukaryota; Fungi; Ascomycota; Pichiomycetes; Pichiales; Pichiaceae
Exons: 1
Coding region: 1-1854 (617 amino acids)
Biological process (GO): DNA repair; telomere maintenance
Molecular function (GO): DNA helicase activity; ATP hydrolysis activity
Source: RefSeq, a predicted model, not a curated record